Molecule: messenger RNA, 1974 nt
Organism: Epithele typhae
Lineage: Eukaryota; Fungi; Basidiomycota; Agaricomycetes; Polyporales; Epitheliaceae
Product: MFS general substrate transporter
Exons: 12
Coding region: 1-1974 (657 amino acids)
Cellular component (GO): membrane
Molecular function (GO): sucrose:proton symporter activity
Source: RefSeq, a predicted model, not a curated record
AUGACAGGAGGCUUCUCCAGCCUGCCAGGGGCUGAGGAGGGCGGCCUCCACGGCGCCCAUCUCGCAGGUGUCGCCAGGAUCCUCGGUCCUCGCUGGGCACAGCUGCCCGCUAUCACCAUCGGCCUGCUCGGUGUCCAGGUCUUCUGGUCGGUCGAGAUGUCGUACGGCACGCCCUACUUGCUCUCCCUCGGGCUCUCCAAGGCCACCGUGGCCAUGGUCUUCCUCGCCGGCCCCGUCUCCGGCCUCGUCGUCCAGCCGCUCAUCGGCGUCAUGGCCGACAACUCCAAAUCGCGCUUCGGACGCCGGAGACCAUACAUGGUCGUCGGCUGCAUCAUCUGCACCUUCGCCCUCCUCCUCCUUGGCUUCACCCGCUCCUUCGCCUCAAUAUUCACCGCACUAAACACACUUGCUAAUGAUACAUUAACCAUCUGGCUCGCCAUCUUCGCCCUAUUCACCAUGGACUUUUCCAUCAACGCUGUUCAAGCUGUGGACCGCGCCCUGAUAGUCGACACCCUCCCACCCGUCGAGCAAGCCGAUGCGAACGCAUGGGCCGCCCGUAUGCUCGGCUUCGGAAGUGUCGCCGGGUACUUUAUCGGCAACGUCGACAUGACUGCCGUAUUUCCCUUUUUCGGCAGCAACGAGAUUCAAGUUCUUGCCGCUGUCGGCGCCAUCCUCCUAGUGUUCACGCACGCGAUUACCGCCAUCUGCACCAAAGAGAAAGUCGUCAUUGCCACAAGGCGGAAUGACAAAAGUUUCCUCAAGGAACUCCGCGACCUCUGGGGGCACGCGUUUUCCCUCCCCCCGGUUAUCCGGCAGAUAUGCAUGAUCCAAUUCUUUUCCUGGGUAGGGUGGUUCCCUGUCCUCUUCUACACCUCAGCGUUCAUUGGGGACCUCCACAAACGCACAUCAGUCCUCCCAUCUGGCGACCCGGAGCUCAACGAUGAAGCGACACGCCUUGGUACACGUGCCCUCUUCUACUCCUCACUCGUCACUUUCGCUGGCAACAUCCUUCUACCCUUAGUCGUCGCCGAGUCAGCACGAUCCAGGCGGCUUUUGGAGCGCAAGUUGGCGGGCUCCCCCAAGAGCAACUUGCUUGCGCUGUAUGAACGUCUCAAAGUCAGCCUAUCGACCCUUUGGGCGGCGAGUCAUCUCGUUUUCUCCCUCUGUAUGCUCGCCACCUUUUUUUACUCAAGCGUCGCGGGCGCGACGUUCUUCACGACACUGACAGGAUUCUCUUGGGCUGUCACUCAAUGGGCUCCAUUCUCCCUCCUCGCCGAAGCCAUCCUCACGGAGCAAGUACCGGGUGAAGAGGGCCACGCCAUAGUGUUGAACGACACGCGCACCCGGCGUUCCGUCAAUUUCGGGGGCGACGACGACGAACGCCAAUUUCUUGUCGGCAACGAUGAAGACGAAGACGAAGACGAAGACGAGCUGCAGCCGACCCCCGACCAGCCACGCCUGCCACCGAGCGCUCAAGAAGGAGACGUGUGCUCCUUCUCAUCCAACGACUCCAUGGACUCGAACGACGGCGAUCUCAUGAAGCCGCAUCGACGCACUUCCUCGCGCGACCGCACUUCACGUAGCCUCUUUAUGCACAAUGGCGCGGCGCGGACGAGCCACGUCGACAUGCACAGCGCCGCAGAGGAGGAGGUGACGAAACCACCGUCAGGCCUCGCCUCGAAAGUGGGGAUCAUCAUCGGCAUCCACAACAUCUUCGUUGUCAUCCCACAGUUCAUCAUGACCGGUAUCGCGUCCGUGACCUUCGCCCUCCUCGACCCGACCUCGGGCGCUCCCGCAGAUUCCGCGACCCCCUCCGCCAACAGUACUGCAGCCCCCGCGCUCGUCGUUCGCGAGGGACCGUUGCCCACGGCUUCGGCAAAUUCAUACGUCAUCAUAUACAGGCUCGCUGGACUUUCGGCCCUCGUCGCCUUCGUACUUACACUCCGCCUCGGACGCGAGUUGCGCCAUCACUAG